Molecule: messenger RNA, 4031 nt
Organism: Grus americana (Whooping crane)
Lineage: Eukaryota; Metazoa; Chordata; Aves; Gruiformes; Gruidae
Gene: TRPC3
Product: transient receptor potential cation channel subfamily C member 3
Exons: 12
Coding region: 372-3140 (922 amino acids)
Biological process (GO): manganese ion transport; calcium ion transmembrane transport; regulation of cytosolic calcium ion concentration
Cellular component (GO): cation channel complex; membrane
Molecular function (GO): store-operated calcium channel activity; inositol 1,4,5 trisphosphate binding; protein binding
Source: RefSeq, a predicted model, not a curated record
AGGCGGCUGCUCCUCUCCGCCGCGGCUCGCCCCCUCUGCCUCAGUAACGAUGCUGUCCUAGCGAGGGAUGAUGACAGGGAGAGGAGAGGGGCAGAGCCGCCGCUGGGAGCCCUGUCUCUUGCUCGCCUCCCCGGUACUUCCCGGCUCCCGCUGCCGGGCUGCGCAUCGCGCCGCCUUCCUGACGGGCGGCAGGAGGAGAGAGCGGAGGGGCGGCGGUGGUUUUAUGGUUAGGGUUUUGUCCUCUCCAGGUGCUCUGUCCCCCGCCGGACAGGGCUUUCCUCCUCUUCCUGCCCCCUUCCCCGCCAUACACGCUACCGGACGAGGCCGGCCGAGAGCGCGAGCAGCCGCCGCCGCCUGAGGGGACCCUGACCAUGUCGAGCAAGAGCAGGAAGAGCAAGGAGCAGGGGAGAGUCACCUUCCCCCCGCAGCAGGAGGAGGAGGAGGGGGCAGAGGAAGAGGAGCAGCAGCACCGGCGUCGAGGCUGGAGAGGCGUCAAUGGGGGGCCGGAGCCCCCUCCGCCACCUCAAAGAGCCGUUAAAACCCUCCGAGAGCCCUACGGCUACUACCCGCCGCCCCCAUUUGCCAGCACUAUGUACAUUGAAGAAAGUCCAUCUCUGAGACGUAUGACCAUGAUGAGGGAAAAGGGAAGGCGACAGGCCAUUAGAGGCCCAGCGUUCAUGUUCAACAACAGGGGCACCAGCCUUACGGCUGAAGAAGAACGCUUUCUAGAUGCAGCAGAGUAUGGGAACAUACCUGUGGUGCGCAAAAUGCUGGAGGAGUCAAAAACACUGAAUGUCAACUGUGUUGACUACAUGGGCCAAAACGCCUUGCAGCUUGCUGUAGGGAAUGAACAUUUGGAAGUGACAGAACUUCUGUUAAAAAAAGAGAACUUGGCACGGAUUGGAGAUGCCCUGCUGCUCGCAAUCAGCAAGGGCUACAUUAGGAUAGUGGAAGCAAUUUUGAAUCAUCCUGGGUUUUCAGUAAAUAAGCGACUGACCCUGAGCCCUUGUGAGCAGGAGCUCCAGGAUGAUGAUUUUUAUUCCUAUGAUGAAGACGGUACCCGCUUUUCUCCAGAUAUCACUCCUAUAAUUUUAGCUGCGCACUGCCAAAAAUACGAAGUCGUGCACAUGCUAUUGAUGAAAGGAGCAAGGAUAGAAAGACCUCAUGAUUAUUUCUGCAAAUGUAAUGACUGUACAGAGAAGCAAAAACACGAUUCUUUCAGUCACUCUAGGUCAAGAAUAAAUGCAUACAAAGGACUGGCUAGUCCAGCUUAUCUGUCCCUCUCCAGUGAAGAUCCGGUACUCACUGCUCUAGAACUCAGCAACGAACUUGCCAAGUUGGCCAACAUUGAAAAAGAAUUCAAGAAUGACUAUCGCAAGCUGUCUAUGCAAUGCAAGGAUUUUGUGGUUGGUGUUCUUGAUCUCUGCCGAGACUCAGAAGAAGUGGAAGCCAUUCUGAAUGGGGAUUUAAACUCGGAGCCAGUUGAAGCACAGAGACACAGAGCAUCACUGAGCCGUGUAAAGCUGGCAAUUAAGUAUGAAGUCAAAAAGUUUGUGGCCCAUCCAAACUGUCAGCAACAGCUACUGACUAUCUGGUAUGAAAAUCUCUCAGGAUUACGGGAGCAGACCAUAGCUAUCAAGUGUCUGGUUGUGCUGGUUGUGGCAUUGGGCCUUCCAUUUCUAGCCAUUGGUUAUUGGAUUGCACCAUGUAGCAGGCUUGGAAGAAUCCUUCGAAGCCCAUUUAUGAAAUUUGUGGCACAUGCAGCGUCCUUCAUUAUUUUCCUAGGCUUGCUGGUGUUCAAUGCUUCAGAUAGAUUUGAAGGUAUAACAACGCUACCGAAUGUCACCGUUACCGAUUACCCUAAGCAGAUCUUUAGGGUGAAGACCACCCAGUUCACCUGGACAGAAAUGCUGAUCAUGGUAUGGGUACUUGGUAUGAUGUGGUCAGAAUGCAAAGAGCUGUGGUUGGAAGGACCCAGGGAAUAUAUUUUGCAGUUAUGGAAUGUUUUGGAUUUUGGGAUGCUGUCCAUUUUCAUUGCCGCUUUCACAGCAAGGCUUCUGGCAUUCCUGCAGGCCACAAAAGCACAACAAUAUGUGGACAACUAUAUUGAGGAGAAUGACCUCUCUGAGGUCACACUUCCUCCAGAAAUAGAAUAUUUUACUUAUGCUAGAGAUAAAUGGCUCCCAUCUGAUCCUCAGAUAAUAUCUGAAGGCCUUUAUGCAAUUGCUGUCGUUCUUAGCUUUUCUCGGAUCGCAUAUAUCCUGCCUGCAAAUGAGAGUUUUGGGCCCUUGCAGAUUUCACUUGGAAGGACUGUAAAGGACAUCUUCAAGUUUAUGGUCCUUUUUAUUAUGGUAUUUCUUGCAUUUAUGAUUGGAAUGUUCAUACUAUAUUCCUACUACCUUGGAGCCAAACUAAACCCAGCCUUUACAACAGUGGAAGAAAGUUUCAAGACCUUAUUUUGGUCAAUAUUUGGCUUGUCUGAAGUAACCUCUGUUGUCCUCAAAUAUGAUCAUAAGUUCAUUGAGAACAUUGGUUAUGUUCUUUAUGGCAUAUACAAUGUGACGAUGGUGGUAGUUCUGCUCAACAUGCUGAUUGCUAUGAUCAACAGUUCAUAUCAAGAAAUUGAGGAUGACAGUGAUGUAGAGUGGAAAUUUGCUCGUUCUAAACUUUGGUUGUCAUAUUUUGAUGAUGGAAAAACAUUACCUCCGCCGUUCAGUCUUGUACCAAGCCCCAAAUCUUUUUUCUAUUUCAUCAUGAGGAUCAUUAACUUUUCUAAGUGCAGGAGGAGACGGCUACAGAAGGACAUUGAAAUGGGAAUGGGCAAUUCCAAAUCUAGGUUAAACCUUUUCACUCAGUCAAACUCCAGAGUUUUUGAAUCGCACAGUUUUAACAGCAUUCUCAAUCAGCCAACACGCUAUCAGCAAAUAAUGAAAAGACUGAUAAAACGUUAUGUUCUGAAAGCACAAGUGGACAAAGAAAAUGAUGAAGUAAAUGAAGGUGAAUUAAAGGAAAUCAAACAGGAUAUCUCCAGUCUUCGCUACGAACUUUUGGAGGAUAAGUCCCAAGCAACAGAAGAGUUAGCAAUUUUAAUACAUAAACUCAGUGAGAAACUGAAUCCUAACAUGUUGAGAUGUGAAUGAUUCAAGAAAGGAACCAUGGCUUCGACUACAGCACAACUAUUUAUUGGCAAUAAUAUUUCAGUAUCUUAUACUUGAACAAUGUAUUGUAGAUUUUUAGCACUAAAUAACUUUAUGUACAGCUUCUCUGGAAUUUAGUCUUAGGAAAUUUUAUUAACUCAACACAAAAAGAUUGCUCUCCAUUUUAAUUGUCUUAAAAGCAAGAACUAUCAUAAUUUUUUUGCAUUUAUGCACUAAAAAAGUAAAUGGUAUCAAUUGCUGGUAUUUUAACAGGUUUAUGAAUACACAUUGAGAAUUCUUUGCACUAAGUUUGCAAGAAAAAAAAAGCAGAUACAGUUCCUUGCAGCAGCUGGGUAUGAAUAGGAUUUUUCAUAAUACCAUAAAUCAACUUAGAGAUCUGUGGAGGAUUACUUGAAAUCUUUGUUCUUUAUUAGUGAUGCUAGUAAUGUGUAUAAGCUGAGAACUCAUGGUACGAUUACAAGGAAUUAAUGAAAAUCAGGUAAGUGUGAAUGUAAUUGUAGUAGCACUGUUUAACACACAUGUAUGUACCUGUACCCACAACUACCCUUUCUUAAUUCAGCAUAUUUACUUUCAAGAGGAAGGACCAGAACUUUUUUUUAAAAACCAACUUUGGAAGGUAACGUGAACUCAGUCCAAAGCUACUCUUUAUGUGCUAGAAAUGAUUUUUUUAAAAUUCAGACUCUGUGCAGGGCUGGUAUUUUGUUACACUGUUCUAAAUAAUGUCUCCGAUGCUUCAUUGUUAAAUAAAACAUUCCUACUUUACUGAUACUCCAUGGCGUCCCGCUAGUUUGGCACCAUAGUCCGGAUUUUCCAGUGGGACCCGGUACCAGACAGCCCAGCUAGGCACCGCUAGGCCUGGGCCAGCCGCCUUUU